Molecule: messenger RNA, 637 nt
Organism: Medioppia subpectinata
Lineage: Eukaryota; Metazoa; Arthropoda; Arachnida; Sarcoptiformes; Oppiidae
Source: the annotation of a GenBank genome assembly
UCACAAGUGAUGGCAAUCGGGUUCUCGAGUUCAACGAGAAGUUUGUGGAAGCGUUGGCCAAAGAGUCGGAGUGGCGAUCGUUUCUGGUGUUGUUUUACGCCCCGUGGUGUCAUCACUGCCACCUACUAUCACCCAUCUGGACACAAGUGGCCCAACACAUCCACAACCACGACCAGGACAUCUAUGUCGGUCGUGUCGACUGCACUAAACACACCGCUGUCUCCACACACUUCGCCAUCAGAGGCUUUCCCACCAUUUUGUUCAUCCGAAGAGACAAACGCAUUGAAUUCCGCGGCGAGAGAUCCAAGAAUGAGAUAAUCGACUUCGCCCUCCGAGUCAAUGGUCCGCCGGUUCGGCAUAUCGUCGACUGCUCUCAAAUCGAUCCCUUAAGACAAAAACAUGACGUGUUUUUCGCUCAUUUCGGCCAAAAUCUGAACGAAAACUUCUCGAAAGCGGCCGAAAGUCAUCAAAGCAUUGAUUGGUUUUAUCACUCGCCCAACACUUGUCAUCAAUUUUCAGAUGGAAUUUAUGCCAUAAAAUCUAAUAAUUACCACAAAAUAUAUGAUGAAAAUGAAUCGGAAUUAGAAGAUUGGAUUAAAUUGCAACGAUUCCCACAAUUUGUUAAGAUUACAAACGG